GUGUUCAACCAUGAAGAACUUGUUCCAAGAUUCCAGUAUAUACAGUACUCCUCUCUCACUCCUGCAGCUCCCUCCAGCGGCAGUUUUAGACGUUACCCAGAAACUGUGUCAACUGGGGCACAGUACAACUCGCUUCUCUCAGGAUGGCAAAAAUAUUAGUGAUUUUAAGGGAUCUAUUCAGGAGGCUGAUGUUCAGCAGUUGAACGAGGUGGACAUAGAUAUUGGAUUCGUAUGUAAGAAAUGCCAAAUGGUUUAUCCAGCUGAGCUUCUAUGUAUAAAUCACCAGAGGGCAUCAUGUUUCGCUCACAUCAAGGAAGAAGAUAGGGCCGUGUUGAAGCUAGUACAGAUAUACUUUGAAUGUAAGGUGUGCAGAGAACGUUUUACGAGUGUUUUGGAUUUUAAAUUUCACGCCGAUAUGGACCGGCACACGAAGAGAGUUCAAAAGUUACAACGUGGGAUGGUGUUUACAAAUCAUUCAAAUGACAUAAAUCUCGCUCUGCAAAAUCAAAUACCAGGUGCACAAGUAAUGCCAUCUAUUCCACAAGCAAAUUUUAAUGCAGCAUCCAUGUUGCCCGCUUCAUGCGCUUCAACAUUAUACCCUGGUUUGGCUACAUCGGUGAACACCAAUCAUUUGUCGUCUUGCUCCAUGACGUCAUCGGGUCAUCUUCCAACAGGAUUACAUCCUCCUGCAGCGCCGCCUAUGACAUCCCAAUCACAAGUGGGAAACACCUUGCCCGGAAUGUCAUUUCAUGAUACUAUAAAUGGAAUUCCAGAUAUGUCUAAUCCAUUUCUUUUCUCUGGAGCUCAAACGGACUUUAGACAGGAUCUAGACUCCUCCUUGAACUUUGCCCUCGGGCUUGAGAAUAUGAUGAUGGGCAACGGAAUGGAUAUUUCGGCUUCUGGUCACUUAUCUUUAACGUCUAAAACUGGAAUGUGCUACUCGGGAGAUUCGAUUGCAAACACAGACGUUAAACUUCUUUAGGCAAUAAAUAAGUUUGUGUUCGUCGACUGGAAAUUACGUCCAUCAUCUGAGGCUAAAUAAAACAUUACGCCCAUACUGGUACAAGAAAAGACACAUGAUAUACUUUCCUUGUCCGGAUUUGGUCAGUGAAACGUGGUUUUUGCACUGGUACAAAAAAAGACACAUGAAAUACUUUCCUUGUCCGGAUUUGGUCAGCGAAACGUGGUUUUUGCACUGGUACAAGAAAAGACACAUGAAAUACUUUCCUUGGCCGGAUUUGGUCAGUGAAACGUGGUUUUUGCACUGGUACAAGAAAAGACACAUGAUAUACUUUCCUUGACCGGAUUUGGUCAGUGAAACGUGGUUUUUGCUUCUUUUGAUGAGAGAACAAUCUAUACUUAAUGCUUAUUAAAAAUCGUUUUUUUUUUUAAAUCCAGUCAUGCUGAUUUCGAAAAAAUUCUAUUCUCCAAAAACAACAACAACAGCAACAGAAUGAAAAUAGUAUUUGAAUAAUGAUAGAAACCAAUGGAUUUCUAAGUCGAAAAACCUUUGGAAAAAAUAUUCUCUUAUAUAUAUGAACUACAAUAAGAAAAUGGACUCUACAUUAUAAGUUCGUGAAAUAUGAAAAGGAAAAUGUGAAAAACAAAAGGUAAUAAUUGUUUAAAAGAAUGGUUAGAGACGUUUUUGAUAUAAUAGUAGUUGUGUAAUAAGUGUACGUGUUCGUCAUUGUUGGAAAAACAACAUACAAAGAAUUAUAUGUAAUGCUUUGUAACUCUCGUUCCUGUAAACGGAAGUCGUCUAAUCCUGAAUAUAAAGACGAUGCGGGUGUGAAAAAGUUCCUGGAUUUUUAUCAAAAAAUAAUAUAAAUUUUAUCAUUCCUUUUGUUUGUGAUUUCUUAAGAUAAACUACUUUUGCACGAAGCAUAUAUAUAUAUAUAUACCCGAAUAUUUCAAUGCUGACUGGUGUAGUAGAAGCGAUAAUUGUAUACAAAACGUUCUCUGUUGGUGUCGUUUGUUAUAAUCAUCCUUGCUGUACGUUUUAGAAUAUUUCCUGAUGCCGCUAUAAGUGGCAACGAUUCUGGAAAUAACUGAUGAAAAUUUUAGGUAUGAAUUAUUUCUGUUUAGCUAAAGGAAUGUGUCAGUUCUUUGGAAAGACGCGGACGUAUUGGUUUUUCAUUUCCAGGGUAAUUAAAUGGUAACUGUAAUGCUUUUAAUAUUUUGUUUCAUUGAUAAAAAGACAUGACUUUUGAAAUUUAAUUUGGUCUGCAGAUUGCAAGUUGUUGCUCACUGCCACGUGAUUGUAUGUUUUUUUUUGUUGUUGUUGUUGAUUUUGUUUUAUUGGGAAGUAAAUUGUUAAGGCCGCCGCGAGAGGGCGUUUACUUACAACUAUCAUGUCGAGAAAAUGCGCUGCAAGUUACCGAAGACGACAUUCUGAGGCAGAUUGUUCGUGUAUAUACACAAAUGAAUAUGGGAAGGGCUUUUUUUUUGUGAAGAUGAUGUUUAGAAUUACUAUUUGUGUAAGAUUCCUUGCAGCAUCUUUGGUCAAGCGUGGGUUAUUAUACUGGUCAAGCGUGGGUUAUUAUACUAAGACAAAGGCUAUAUCUUAACUCGAGAACUUUCCGAUAUAUUUUUUGGAUGAGCUAAAUCUCGUGUUGGUAUGACUUCAACUUAGUGCUGUUAAUUUCAUAUCUUUCUCGUGCUCACUUUUACAAACUAAAUAUUUAUUAUGUUAAUUGCCCUAGAAAGGGCGUAAGCGAGUUCCUAUCACCUUAAGCCUAAACGUUUCGAAAGUAAAAAUAAAAGUUUUACGAUAGAAAAAAAAAUAUAUAUAUAUAUAUAAAUAAUGUGUGUCAGAUAACUUUUUUUAGUUAUGUUUGUUGUUCUGUUUUUGAGAAAAUGUUACAAAAAAGCGUUAGUUCAUCUUCUUGUUAGUGAAAUAAGUGUUCAAUUCGUAUGUUGCCCUGUUAUUUUUGCUACAUGGACGAAAUAUUUUCUCUGCGUUUGAAGGAAGACCGCACCAUUUUAUUGUUAUUUUAAAUGCGAAACGAAAGCAGUAAUAUCUGUUAUACAUGUUACACAGUUUUAGAGUGUAAUUAAAACAUUCUAAAUGUUGACUGGACUAAGAAAUGUGUUUGUUUUGUGUGAUUCUUGUUCUAAAGUAAAGUUUGUUCUGUUAUAUGAUAGUUUAAUCUAAAAUAAUCUUUGAGUAGCGUUAUAAUAAAAAUUAAGAACUUCGAAUAAAUGAAAAGUUAAAAAAAACAACAACCCGGGAUAAAGGUUCACUUCAUUUGUGCAUUAAGUACGCCGAAAACCAGAUGCGAAUUAUUUCAAAAUGUGAUUUUCUGUUAUAAGCAAGCAUUGUAACGUUCUGUGUUUUCGAAUGUUCACUUGUCAUGUUUUUCACAACAUGAAUGUUUGUUAUAGAGAUCUUGAUAUCCCCACAAAACAAAAACAAACAAAAAAUACGAGAAAACUGUAUUGUGUGUGUUGUGUGUGUGUGUUUGUUUAACCCUCAAACGCUUUGUAGUUAAUUCUUUAACUGAGUUUUCUGUGAAGUUUUUCUUACCCGAUGAAUGAAUUCUGUUCUGAAAAUAAUUUCUUGUAUUCUGAAGCAAAUAUGAUAAAUUGGUCAUAUUAUAACACUACUCAUAUGAAAAUGUCCAAACGAAACGUUGAAAACUGAAUAGGCUUAGGAAAUGAAUUCAGUUCAUUAAAAAUAGUUUUAAAAGUUUGUUUGUUAUUCUUCUAAUAUGUUUCUAUGUUUUGUACCAUUCGUAAAUUUUAAUCAUUUAGAAUAUUUUUUUCCUCAGAGUUUGUUACAUUUCAACACAUCGAAGGUAAUACGAAACGAUAUAUUGGAUCCUGGUUUAAGUUUAAUACCAAAUUUGGUGGUUCUAAGAUAAUUGCUGUAUGAUUAUUUUGUUUGUUUGUUUUAGAGCAAAGCCACAUUCGGCUAUCUGCUGUGUUCACCGUGGGGAAUCGAACCCCAGAUAUUGGCGUUGUAAGUCCGUAAACUCACGGACUGAUUUCACGACUAAAGCAAGUGUAAUUCACACUCGGAAUAUCAAUCACUGAAAUUGGAAAGAAUAUGGAAAGGGCAUUUAAUUUUUACUUUGAGUUCCAAAUUUCUAACGGUAAGAAUAUCGUAGUAAGCUUCAAAAGGAUGAACUGAUCGAUUCAGGAGUUAUACUUCUUCUGAAGGAAAUGUUCAGGACACAAUAGAUGCUCAGACGACGUCAUUAUAUUGAGUGAGCGUCAAAGAACAGAUUCGACUUAGAAUGAGUAACAUAUUGAGUUACUUGCCAAGAACGAAAAAAAAAAA
Molecule: messenger RNA, 4282 nt
Organism: Limulus polyphemus (Atlantic horseshoe crab)
Lineage: Eukaryota; Metazoa; Arthropoda; Merostomata; Xiphosura; Limulidae
Exons: 1
Coding region: 11-982 (323 amino acids)
Biological process (GO): regulation of transcription by RNA polymerase II
Cellular component (GO): nucleus
Molecular function (GO): RNA polymerase II cis-regulatory region sequence-specific DNA binding; DNA-binding transcription factor activity, RNA polymerase II-specific
Source: RefSeq, a predicted model, not a curated record